AGAUCCUGAAAGAAAUUCCAUUUGGCUCCAGGUAUCCCUGUUGAUUACAGCCAAAGACCUGCAACCCAACAAAAAGAAUGAGUGUCCUCCUAUCAUCCUAAUUAAAUAAAUCAAGUCAGCUUCUUUCCUCCCCUAACGCUCUGGAAAGCAAUGGAAUAAUAAAAAAGAACUCCACACCUAAAGCCUGGAGACAAUAGAGGUCUGGGCUGGAAUGUGCACGUCACCCCAUGUGUGGGUUUGAAGUGCCUGCAAUGCACAGGCAAUAAGCAAAAACAAUUUCAGCACUUUGAGGAAUUAUGUGUCCUGCAAUUUGGGGUUGGGACCUAAUUAGGAACUCGCGCAUCGGGUGCCCAACGUCCCCCAGGCAAGCUCAGGGCUCUAUAAAAGCUCCCUGCACCAGGUCUCUCCAUCCACUGCUCCCAGCUCAUCCACCUCUCUCAGCUCAGCCACCUUUGGGAACCAGGUUCACUCCCAGCCCUGCAGAAUGUCCUGCUCUGACCUGUCCCUCGGCUCUGCCUGCGGCGUCCUGCGCCCCCAGCCCCUGGCUGACAGCGGCAACGAGCCCUGUGUGCGCCAGUGCCCCGACUCCAGCACCCUGAUCCAGCCACCCCCCGUGGUUGUCACCUUCCCUGGGCCCAUCCUCAGCUCCUUCCCUCAGGAUUCCGUCGUGGGAUCCGCUGGAGCCCCCGUUCUUGGGGGCUAUGGGGGCUCCCUGGGCUAUGGGGUCUAUGGGGGUUAUGGAUCCCUGGGUUAUGGGGGAUAUGGAUCCCUUGGCUAUGGGGGAUAUGGAUCCCUGGGCUAUGGGGGAUAUGGAUCCCUUGGCUAUGGGGGAUAUGGAUCCCUGGGCUAUGGGGGAUAUGGAUCCCUUGGCUAUGGGGGUUAUGGCUCCCUGGGUUAUGGCUCCCUGGGCUAUGGGGGGCUGUGGGGCUCUGGAGGCUCCUCCCUGGGCUCCCGGGGUCUGUGGGGCUCUGGCAGAUCCUAUGGCUCCUGCAGCCCCUACUCCUACAGGUCCAGCAGGUACAGCCGGGGCAGCUUCGGGCCCUGCUGA
Chiroxiphia lanceolata (lance-tailed manakin) is the source of this 1048-nucleotide messenger RNA. RefSeq names its product scale keratin-like. Gene Ontology annotation, cellular component: intermediate filament. Bases 485 to 1048 code for a protein of 187 amino acids. Gene Ontology annotation, molecular function: structural constituent of cytoskeleton. Lineage: Eukaryota; Metazoa; Chordata; Aves; Passeriformes; Pipridae. The record is from RefSeq and is a predicted model, not a curated record. The transcript has 2 exons.